Molecule: messenger RNA, 915 nt
Organism: Trichophyton benhamiae CBS 112371
Lineage: Eukaryota; Fungi; Ascomycota; Eurotiomycetes; Onygenales; Arthrodermataceae
Exons: 2
Coding region: 1-915 (304 amino acids)
Biological process (GO): translation
Cellular component (GO): mitochondrial large ribosomal subunit; ribosome
Molecular function (GO): structural constituent of ribosome
Source: RefSeq, a predicted model, not a curated record
AUGCCGCCGCGGCUACCUCGAAGCUCCCUGCAGCAAUUGUUUGCGCCCGUCACAUCCUCACAGCUAUGCAGCAGUCCGUCCAGAAUCACCGUGACCACGGCCAUACGGUCCUUUGGCAUCAAACCUAUGUAUCCCCCCAAAGUCAGCCUUAAACCGCUCGAUCCAGACGUGCCGAUUCUCUCAUCACAUCCUAUUGCAGCUCAUCUGCGAAAAGCUGCCACCCUCCCUCUUCGAACAGGGGCCCUCGCUAUCAAGAAAGGAAUGACGGCCAUCUACGACCCCGAGACAGGCGUGCGGACUCCCUGUACUGUUCUCCAAUUAGAUGGCGCCCAGGUCAUUUCACACAAGACGUUUGAGAAGAACGGAUACUGUGCUGUCCAGGUCGGGUCUGGGCUUAAGAAUGAGAGAAAUGUGACGAGACCGAUGCUGGGUCAUUUCAGUGCAAACGGUGUCUCGCCAAAACGACAUAUACAUGAAUUCAGAGUCAAGGAUGAGACUGGACUAUUACCAAUUGGAGAAGUUAUUAAUGCCGAUUGGUUCCAAGAGGGUCAAUAUGUUGAUGUUCGGUCAAACAGCCGUGGAAUGGGAUUUGCCGGUGCUAUGAAGAAAUGGGGUUUUCACGGUCAGGAUAGAAGUCACGGUGUCAGUUUGACGCAUCGUUCUCUUGGUUCUACAGCUCCUUCUCAAGGCGGUGGUUCCAGAGUAUACCCUGGGAAGAAGAUGCCUGGACGGAUGGGAAACCAUCAGGUAACACUGCAAAGCUUGAAGGUGUUGAAGGUUGACGCUGAGAAGGGCAUUGUUGUUGUUAAGGGGGGGGUUGCUGGUCCCAAGGGACGCUGCGUCAAGAUCCAAGACGCAAUCAAGAAGCCAUGGCCGAAAAUCGAGGCUGCACAGCCUGCAGCAGCUAAGGAAUGA